CGCGCUUUCUAUACAGAGGGGAAAAAAAAGAAUUAUUUACGUGUUUUUUUUUUCUUAUUAUAUUUAUUUGUUGAAAGUCUCGUGUUGCUUUAGUGGAAAAGUUCGAAGCGCGCACUCGCGGCGGUUCAGGUGGACACAGGACCAAUACUUUUGAAAGCAGGACAACUUUACAUCUCCGUGUGAUGAGCCGUCAUUAACUCUGGCAUGCAGCUGAUGUGAACUGACGCCAGCAUCGUUUAAGGCAAAGCUUCUUCUGUUUCAUUCCACAAUGAAGGACGACUUUACUGAUGAGGAGGAAGUGCAGUCCUUUGGCUACAAACGAUUUGGUAUCCAGGAGGGAAAUGAAUGCACUAAAUGUAAAAAUGACUGGGCACUACGGGCAGCCAUUGCUUUCCUGUACGUUCUGUGUGCACUGCUCACAAUAGCUGUGGCUGUAUUAGGAUACAAAGUGGUCCAGCGGAUGGAUGAUGUGACUGAGGGUAUGGAGAACUAUGAAGGCAAAAUCACUGCUGUAGAAACAGAUUUGAAGAAGCUUGAUAGUCAAACAGGAGAGAAGUCAGAUAAUGCCACAAGUGAAAUCCUGUCAUUCAAGGCAGAAAUCCAGACAUUGCAGAACCAAAUAAAUAACAUUGCCGUAAGCGCAUCUACCAACAGGGCAGCGCUGGAUGAGCUACGAGUUGUAGGAGAGGAUAUGCAAAGUGGCCAUGUAUCACUGAGAGACCUUCUAGAAAGCAACACCAAUACAAUCCUCACUGUCAACCGUACACUUACCACAUACAACAACCUGAUUGGUGGACUGAAGUCAGAUACAGAAAGGCUCCAAUCAGAUCUUCAGGUUCAGACAAGGGAUCAAAGUCUCUCCACCCACAACCUCAAUGUUCUUAAUUUCACACAGAGCCAGCAAAGAAGUCUUAUCAGCACUCUCCAGAGUUCAGUGGAGGAUACCAGCCAGGCAGUUCAGAAGCUGAAGAAUGAUUUCCAAAGCCUACAGCAGGUGGCCAGGCAGACUAAGGCAGAUGCUGACUGGCUCAGAGAAAAAGUGCAGAACCUCCAGUUGCUGACUACCAACAACUCAGCACUGGCCCGUUCCAACAGCGAUACUCUUGAGGAAAUAGUAUCACAGCUUAGUUCACUGUCUGAGCAGUUUCAAAAUGUGUCGGCUAUUACAGACAAUCAUGACCAGAAUCUGCGUGAGAUCAUGGAUCAUCAGCGCGAUCAUGACAAUGCCACCAGCAACAGGUUUGACACUUUGGAGGCACGUCUGGAUCGCAACGAGGAGGACAUGGACCGCAUCACAGGGAAUGUGAGCUUUGCUACUCAGCUGCUUGGAUCCAUCAGCACUGACCUAAAUGGCCUUCGCACCUGUGCUGAAACAGUGACAAGGCACUCGGACUUACUGCUGGUCCUCAACAGUAGCAUUGUGGAAGCCAGGGCAGAUGGUACUGAGCUCAAAACCCAGCAGGAAGAGCUUGCUGCCAGACUUGAUAAAGAAGUGAGCAGCCUCUCCAUAGUUAUGGAAGAAAUGAAACUGGUGGACAGCAAGCACACGCAACUCAUAACCAACUUCACUAUCCUUCAAGGUCCCCCUGGUCCGAGAGGUCCUCGGGGGGAUAGAGGACCCCAGGGGCCUGCAGGGAAACAAGGUGAGAAAGGUGAGAUUGGAGAAAAGGGUGCUCCAGGUACAUCAGGGCCUAAAGGAGAAAAAGGUCCACCUGGAAUUCCUGGGGUUCCUGGCUUCAAAGGUCCUCCUGGACCAAGAGGAAACCCUGGGUCGAAGGGCUCAAGAGGAUCAGGGGGUCGUGCUGGGCCUCCUGGGGAGAAGGGUGAUCCAGGAAUAACUGGUCUACCUGGCAGAGAUGGUCAACCAGGUCCUCAGGGCCCUCAGGGGCUCCCAGGACCACAAGGGCCAGUGGGACCUGUGGGACCACCAGGACCUCCUGGCCCUUCUGGCCCUAUUGGUCUACAGGGACCACCGGGCCCAACUGGACCUCCUCCUCAAGUAACUAAACCUUUGCGACCGAUAGAACCACAAAGCUCAAUGUCCCGCCAGGUUUCUGAACCUCAUCCCACCAGCACACCAGGAUGCCCACGUCAGUGGAAGAGCUACAAAGACAAGUGCUACUACUUUUCAGCUCCACCAGAGCAAUUAAAUUAUGAAGAAACAAAAGAAAUGUGCAAAAAUAAGACUUCUACUAUGCUCACAAUUCAUAAUGAGGAUGAACAGAAUUGGAUUCGGAGGCAAGUCGCAGGAAAGGGUUUCUUUUGGUUAGGGCUUACAGACAAAAUAGAUGAAAACACCUGGAGAUGGCCUGAUGGAACCCUCCCCACCUUCACAAAUUGGAAACCAGGCCAACCAGACAACUGGAAUCAUGGCCACGAAGAAGGAGAAGAUUGUGCAGGACUCAUUCAUGAGGCAAAAGAAACAGAGGGCCGAGCUUAGACCUGUCUUGUUGUUGUUCCUGUUUAUAUUCCGGCGAUGCCUCUUUUCACGUCCAAUCCUUUUGAUCAAGAUGUUGAAAAAGCAACCAGUGAGAUGAAUACAGCUGAGGACUGGGGUCUCAUACUGGACAUAUGUGAUAAGAUUGGACAGUCACGAACCGGACCUAAAGAAUGCCUUCGCUCGAUUAUGAGGCGGGUCAACCACAAGGACCCCCAUGUAGCCAUGCAGGCUCUGACAUUAUUAGGGGCUUGUGUGUCAAACUGUGGGAAAAUCUUCCAUUUGGAGGUGUGCUCGCGAGAGUUUGCCAGUGAAGUUAGCAAUGUCUUAAACAAGGGCCACCCAAAAGUAUGUGAGAAGCUCAAGGCCCUUAUGGUAGAAUGGGCUGAGGACUUCCGGAAUGACCCCCAGCUCAGUCUCAUAUCAGCUAUGAUUAAGAACCUAAGAGAGCAGGGCGUCACCUUUCCUGCUGUCGGCUCCCAGGCAGCAGAGCAAGCUAAAGCCAGCCCUGCUUUAGUCGCCAAAGACCCAGCAACCACCACAACCAAGAAAGAGGAAGAGGACUUGGCCAAAGCCAUUGAGUUGUCCUUGAAGGAGCAGCGGCUGCAGAACCCGACCUCGUUUUCUGGCCUUUACCCGAAUGCUAGCAGCCUUCUCACUUCCCAGAAAGCUGAUGGUAGGAAAGUUCGGGCUAUUUACGAUUUCGAGGCUGCAGAGGACAACGAGCUGACCUUUAAAUCUGGAGAGAUCAUCACUAUCUUAGAUGACAGUGACCCCAACUGGUGGAAAGGUGAGACAUAUCAGGGUGUGGGCCUUUUUCCAUCUAACUUUGUCACAGCAGAUCUGACAGCAGAGCCGGAGAUGAUGAAAACGGAGAAAAAGACGGUACAGUUCAGUGAGAAUGUCCAAGUGGAGACCAUCGAGCCAGAGCCUGAGCCUGUCUACAUAGACGAGGAGAAAAUGGACCAGUUGCUACAGAUGAUCCAGAGCGCAGAUCCAACAGAUAAUGAGUCCGACGCCUGUGAGCUGCUCCAACUGGAGGGUGCUUGUAACCAAAUGGGUCCACUCAUUGAUCAGAAACUAGAAGAAAUUGACAGGAAGCAUUCUGAGCUGUCUGAACUUAACGUGAAGGUGAUGGAGGCUCUGUCAUUGUACGCCAAGCUGAUGAACGAGGACCCCGUGUACGCCAUGUAUGCAAAACUGCAGAGCCAGCAGUACUACAUGCAGCAGCCAGGCACCUCGCAGCAGGUGUACCCAGGGCAGGCAACUGCAGGACAGUAUGCAGUGGCCGCUACAGGGGUGCAGGGUUACAGUGUUCCUGUGGAGCAAAUUCCUGCCAUGAACCAGGUGCAGCCUUUACCAGGCCAAGCAGCACCCAGUGAUGUGCACAUGUACAUAGGCCAGGCGCCCGUGUACAGCGCUCCUGCAGGCAGCAUGGUUCAUGGGGAGGUGCAGCAGGCAUACCCGAACACCGCCAGUGGACAGGCAGGCCUGACCCAAACUCCCAGCUACAGCUGUGCCAAUCCCACAGACCCUCAACAGAACCCUUACUCAGAAAAAGCCCUCUUAUAGGACCCGCAUACACGGCUCUUGUCCCUCUUCUCCAGUAUACAUACACACACACCCUUCUCAUGAACAAAGAGGUGCAUUCUAACACUAAACCAACGCCACGGGUACAGACCGACCCACGCUCCUAGUUCCACGUCAUUGUUUCUGAUGAACGUACAUGUGUCCUUAAACACUACACUCUCUCUUUCUCUCUCAUUAAUGCACCCAGAAAGUAGAAGCCACAGAAACACUCAGUUCGACCAAGUAAAGGACAUGAAAUAUUGAUUUACUACUGACUGGUUACAGUAUGCAGUUUGAAGUAAGACAGACAGAGGAGUCGCUCACUCUCUUUAUCCAUCUAACUAGCUCUUUCUCUCUUUCCCUUUCUCUCUCUGGCUUAUUAUAUCUUUCUAUCCUGUGAUCUGUUUCUUUUUUUCAUGCUAUAUCUUUAUCCAGUUAUCUAUCUCUGUUUAUAUUUCUCUCUGUUUCAAGCUCUUUAUCUGACUUGCUUCACCUCCACCCUACCUUUUUUUUAAACCACAUUGUCUCUGAAUUUUAUACUUUCUCUCUCUGUCUUUCUCUGUCAUAGACUGAGCUGAUGUCUGCCUAAUGUCUUUUAAAGAUUACACACUUAAAUGUUUUGGAUAAGCUUGAACACGAACAGAGCAUGCACGUGUACAUAGUUUUCCAUUCUGUUUUGAACCUUGAUCAGUCACAGGUGUUUGGUGCUACAGGGUUUCAUAGGAGAAAUGUUCAGAUCUUGUGUGUGUGUAGAGGUCAGUCUGCAUACGUGAGCAUAUGGCCUUCAUUUGUGAUCAGUUUUCAAAGAGCAUCACAGCCAUUCCACCUCUCCUGUGGGACUGUGUAGCACAGCACCAGCAUGGUCCUUAAAGUGGUGCAGUCCAAUCCCUGCAGUUCUCAAUGGCACAGCCCAUCUUCGAUCUAUGGUCUCGAAGCAUUUCUUUAACACAGUGUUAAAUUGAUUCUUAAUUGUAGUCUGUCUUUAUUUAUUUUUGUCUGUUAUUUUAAAUGCACUGUACUUUGAUAUAAAGAGAAUAAGGAGGAUAUUCUGCUAAAAAAAAUGUAGAAGUGUGUAUAUACGAGAAACCUGUGUUACAGCUCCUUCUGUUGAAAGAGCGCAGUGAAAGGCAUGUAGUAAUAUAACUCGAAGAGGAUGAUGAUCAUGUUAUGCACUUUUCAUUUCGACUCUCAGUCCCAAGUUUCAGCUCGCCUCAAGUUGUAAAACAUUUUAACCACGGAAGGACUAAAGCGGCUAACUGAAGACUUUUAAUUAUUUAGGCACUGGAAAUUUUAAGAUUUCAACACACUAAAUAAAUGACUGUACAUUUUGUAUGUCUAAUUCUCCUGCACCGAGAACCUGUUGUGUAUGGAGUAUGUGGGAAUGAGUUUAGUCCAGCCUAACAUCACUACAUUUUUAAUUAUCAUGGGAGACUGAGUGCGAGUUUAUUAGGAUGUGCUAUCGGGAUCAGAAGUCGUAUCCUCUUUGCCCUCGUAUCAUCUGUGUAGUGGGAUUAUUUAAAAUAUUAAAGAGUUAAGCUGACAGAUCUUGACCUGGGGACAAUGAGCCAGUUCCGACAUGGUCCGCCACUUUUAACACGCAGCUGUGAUCCUGAUGUAAACUUUAUUCGCAGGGAGAAUGACUGUUUUCAUGUUUUAAAGGUUUUUGGUGUAUCAGUUCCGUUAAAUGUAUCUAGUUGUUUAUGUACUAUUUUAAUCAUCUGAAUGAUUAGUAUUCACAUUAAAAUUAGCCCAAAUGUA
This is a messenger RNA of Clarias gariepinus (North African catfish), 5764 nucleotides long. It is a transcript of the gene colec12, whose product is annotated as collectin sub-family member 12. Gene Ontology annotation, biological process: protein transport to vacuole involved in ubiquitin-dependent protein catabolic process via the multivesicular body sorting pathway. NCBI's taxonomy places the organism in Eukaryota, Metazoa, Chordata, Actinopteri, Siluriformes, Clariidae. The transcript has 23 exons. The record is from RefSeq and is a predicted model, not a curated record. Gene Ontology annotation, cellular component: ESCRT-0 complex. Gene Ontology annotation, molecular function: phosphatidylinositol binding; ubiquitin binding.